AUCAAGUGCAGACAAUAAAUCAUUUUGUUGCUCAUUUCUAUACGGGAGUGUAGCAUCUACUCAGUGAGAGUGAGACGUGCACAGACAAGAAGAUGUUUUAUUCAGGUAUCCUCACUGAGCCUAGUAGGAAGGAGGUGGAAAUGAGGGAAGCUGCAUCUCUCCGACAGCAAAGGAGAAUGAAACAGGCAGUUCAGUUUAUUCACAAGGAUUCAGCAGACCUGCUGCCUCUGGAUGGGCUGAAGAAACUGGGAACUUCAAAAGAUACCCAACCACAUAACAUUCUGCAAAGACGCUUAAUGGAGACAAACUUAUCCAAAUUACGAAACUACCAUGGCACAUGGACUCCCAAGAAUGACAUUUCAGCACAGACCAAUAAGCUGAAUCAAGCCAAACCAGACACCCCAAAGAAAACAGAGGAAGAAGAACUUAUAUUGGUGAGCUGCCAGUGUGCUGGAAAGGACUUGCAAGCUGUGGUUGACACCGGUUGUCAACAUAAUCUCAUAUCAUCUGCUUGUUUGGAUAGACUCGGGUUGAAGCAGCAUAUCAAAAUGUACAAUAAUGAAGAUGAGAAAAUUUUGCUGCCAUGGAACGUAAGGGUGAUUGGUCAGGUUGAACAUUUAACGGUUACAAUGGGAACCAUCCAUGUGGACUGUUUUGCAGUUGUCAUAGAAGACAAUGAGAAAACCUUCUCCCUUGGGCUGCAGACUUUGAAAUCUCUGAAGUGUGUCAUAAAUAUGGAAAAGCAUCAUCUUGUACUGGGGAAGGCAGACAGGGAAGAAAUCCCAUUUGUUGAUAAUAAUAUCUCUGCAAAUGGAGGAAACACAUCUGAGGCAUGAAGAAAGACUGAAACCUCCCCUUCCCCUGACAGGAAACCCUAACGUCAAAGAAAAACUGUGCAGCUUUUCUAGAUGAAACAGCAACAUAAUACAUUGGUAACACCUAAACUAGGCUUCAUUUAAGUACACUUAAUCUGUAUAGCCAGUAACUUUUGAGAUCUUGUCUUGUAGAUCUAUGUUUUUUGAGAUACAAACGUGCUUUUUUCUGGACUUUCCUACUGUGCCCCACUUACUUUUGACUGGUAAGACAAACCUUAUGAAUUUAUUCUAAUGAUGAGAAGAGUCAUUUUUAUAGACGCCUCAUAUGAAAUAAUUUUCUUUCAUGCUGAGUAUAGGCUGCCAGAAUUAGGUUUUUUUUAACAAUGAUUUUUUCAGCUGUUAAGUAUUUAUAUACAAUAAAUUGACAUCACCAGGUUCAAACCAGGACACUAGUCAUAUUGAAAUAUCAACCUAAAUCUUAUACAUUGGUCAAAGGUCAUCCUAAUAGUAGUUUCAUAGUAGCUAGGGUCAAGAGGGCCCUGAACAGAUCAUCUAGCCUGCCCCCCUGCCACAGGCAGGAAUGAAUGCUGGGUUCACAAGACCCCAGACAGGGGAUCGU
Molecule: messenger RNA, 1434 nt
Organism: Alligator sinensis (Chinese alligator)
Lineage: Eukaryota; Metazoa; Chordata; Crocodylia; Alligatoridae
Gene: NRIP3
Product: nuclear receptor interacting protein 3
Exons: 7
Coding region: 93-836 (247 amino acids)
Biological process (GO): proteolysis
Molecular function (GO): aspartic-type endopeptidase activity
Source: RefSeq, a predicted model, not a curated record